CGAAUCUCGAAGUCACAUAGCAGCAAUUCGUAUACAAGCAACUAAUAUACAUAUAGAGAGAGAUGAGUAGCGAACGCCGGAGCGGGGAUUCCAACUCUAAACAACGACGCGCUCGCAUGUCGCGAGCAUUCCUAUGACUACGGCUGUAGCCCAUUCCACAGACAAAUCGUCUUCUCUUCCCUUAUUUCCAAGCCCAAAACCCCCCCUUUCUCUCUCUAACAAUGCUCUCAUCCCAUGGACGUUUCUCAUCCCCCCCUUCUCAUUUUCACCCACCACCACCAACUACAACUACUUCAAUUCACCGCCAUUUCUUUCCUCCAUUUCUAGUUCCUCAGCUUUCAUUGCAAAUUUGCCAUGUCUCCGUACAGGUUUCAUCUCCUCUUUGGCUUCUCUAUCAUCCUCACACUUCUACUUCAACAACCCAUUUCUCAUUCUCUCACACAAUACCCAUUUCAACCAAAUCAGUGCGGUGAGAAAUGCGGGGCUUUUCAAAUCCCAUACCCUUUUCAUGUCAACACUUCUUGUGGGUCACUCUCUGAUUCUUUCCGUCUCUCUUGCUUCAAUUCAACCUCACUUUUUCUCAACAUUGCCUCCCAAAGCUAUCAAAUCCUCCAAUUCUUCACUGAUGGUAUGUUGGUGGACUUCCCAAAUUCCUCAUCCUGUCGCGAGUACAAUGGUUUGAAUUCAUUCGGUUUCCAAGGGAAUGACUAUUUUGGGAUUUCGACUGAGAACAUUUUGGGUUUGUAUGAUUGUGAGGAUUCUUCACUGUGCAAAGCAGAUUGUGAGAAAACCCUAAUGCACGGUUGUGAUGGCAGGGCAGGUGGUUACCCUGCUUGCUGUUACCCGCUCUCCGAUCGGAGUGCUUGGCGUGCAGGAGAUGGGUUUCCCGUGUUUUCACAGUUCGGGUGCAGGGGAUUCUCGUGCUGGGUUGUUCCUCAGGGCAGUAUUACCGGCAGGCGUGGCGUGAAGUUGGAAUGGGCAGUGCCAAACAAUUCAUCCAAAGCAACCUGUGCUGCCAAUGCAUACAUUAUCAAUGCCACUUCAGUGCCCUCAGGAUUGAGGUGCCAAUGUCAGGAUGGGUUUGUGGGUGAUGGAUUUGCACAAGGAGUUGGAUGCUUUAAAUCCUGUGUCAGGGAGGGGAAGGAUUUACACGGGGAGGAUUGUGACAAGAGGAGACACAGUAGUAAGAAAGUGGAAAUUCUGGCCGGGGUUCUUACUUCAGCUUUCACCAUUGCCUCCUUGAUUGCACUUUUUUGUCUGUUGAGACGGCCUAUUAAAUCAGGUAAUUUUGACCUUGAUCAAACCCACAUUCAAAGUAGUAUCUUGUUUAGUAAAGCUUCCAGAACUCGAUUGUUUACUUACCAUGAGCUAGAGGAAGCCACCAAGGGGUUUGAAGAUGCCCAGAAACUUGUCGGUGGCACUAAGGGCACGUUCUAUGCUGGAAUUCUUGAGGAUGGGUCUCAUGUAGCUGUGCACAAGGUACACUGUGAGAGUGAAAGAGACCUCGUUCAAGUUUUAUCUCGAGUGGAGCUUUUAUCUGCAGUUCUACACAGGAGCAUGGCCCGUCUCCUUGGAUGCUGUAUUGACUCUGGCUACACUCCUCUGGUGGUCUACGAGUAUCCUGUAAAUGGCACCCUGGAGGAACAUUUGCAUCACAACAAAGCACAAAAAAUUGGUCUUGACUGGUACAAGAGGUUGAACAUUGCCACUGAAACAGCAAGCUUUCUUGCAUUCCUACAGUAUGAGAUUUCUCCUCCUAUUUUCCACCAUGAUCUCCGAUCUGGUUGCAUCUUCUUAGAUGAAAACUUUUCCAUCAAAAUUGCCGGGUUUGGGUUACUGGCAACCAGCAUUGGAGAUGGACCUCUUUCAGUUAACAACUCCGAUGGUUCUCCUUUUGGUAGAAAUGAUGUUUGUGGCCUGGGAGUGGUACUCUUGGAGAUUAUUGCAGGUGCCAGACAGUUGGAUCUGCCAACAAUUGCUUUGGAAAAGAUUAGAAAUGGAAAGCUAGAAGAGAUUGUGGACCCACUUCUUUAUUAUCAUGAGCAGCCACGCUUUCACCGAGAGCAGAUAGAGAUAGUUGCAGACCUUGCCACAAGGUGCUUGUUGUUUGGCGGAGAUGGCAAACUUGGAAUGGUAGAUGUUGCAAGGAAGCUGCUGCACAUAACAAAAGAGAACGUGGAUGGUGGUAGUGGGAGGGAACCUGCACUGAAGGAAACAUUUUCGAAUUCAAGCCUCCUUCAGAUGAUAUCUAUGUCUCCUGACUCCAUACACGUCCCCUGAACUAUGUAUCAACCAAAUUUGUGAGUCCGUUUCCCUGCAAAGAAAUACUUGUGGGUGUGCGUGUAUGCCUGCGUUCACAGGGUUGCUGGCUGGGGCUCAAUUAAUUUUGGAUAUAGAAAAGCCACCGUUUCUCUAUGUAUUGUACACCAGAAAUGUAUGUAUAUAGGCUUACAUGUUCUUUCUUCAAA
Cornus florida is the source of this 2468-nucleotide messenger RNA. RefSeq names its product probably inactive receptor-like protein kinase At2g46850. Gene Ontology annotation, biological process: protein phosphorylation. NCBI's taxonomy places the organism in Eukaryota, Viridiplantae, Streptophyta, Magnoliopsida, Cornales, Cornaceae. The record is from RefSeq and is a predicted model, not a curated record. The transcript is spliced from 3 exons. Gene Ontology annotation, molecular function: protein kinase activity; ATP binding; polysaccharide binding. The coding region runs from base 355 to 2280 and encodes 641 amino acids.